Molecule: messenger RNA, 953 nt
Organism: Helobdella robusta
Lineage: Eukaryota; Metazoa; Annelida; Clitellata; Rhynchobdellida; Glossiphoniidae
Exons: 1
Cellular component (GO): membrane
Source: RefSeq, a predicted model, not a curated record
AGAAUUAAUUUUCGCUCUGCCUGCUUGGUAUUUCGCUCUGUUUAAUUUAAUUUUAUUUAUUAGUAAAUUUAAUUUUUAGAUCGUUAUUUUUUCAAAUAAAGUUCAAAAUGGCCGAUCUGUCAAAUUGCAUGAAAGAUUGGAAGGACCUGGAGAAGGAGUUUGCAUCCUAUGAGGAAAGGCACAAGAUUUAUUGCCAGAAAAUCGACGAAUUGAAGGGGGUCCAGAAAAAAUGUCAGACCGAUUUAAAUCAUCAAAAAUACAGAAUUAAUUUGUUGUAUGAGAGUUUAAAACAUAUGCCAAAAGUGACAGAAGAUGACGAAAAAUCAAUAGAGGAGCUCAAAUCAAAAGUAUGCAAACGAAAAGAACAAUUUCGGGAGUUAGAAGAGGUACUCCCUCGCGAGAACACCCUGUAUUUGAAAAUAGUGUUAGGCAGUGUUAACAUGUCUCUUCUGAGUAAACAGGAUAAGUACAAGUACAAGCAGGAUUACGAAUUAUUCAAACUUUAUGUCACACUCGUCAUAUUUGUCUUUGGUCUGAUUCUCUGGUUCUUUCUCGAUUAUCGAGUAACCGAUGCAGUUUUUCAAUUUCUAAGCGUCUGGUAUUACUGCACUCUAACAAUUCGAGAACACAUUCUGAAAAUGAAUGGGUCUAGAAUCAAAGGGUGGUGGAUUACACAUCACUUUAUAUCAACAGCCUGUGCAGGUCUGCUCUUGAUUUGGCCAGAUGGUUACUCCUACCAUUUAUUUAGGCCCCAGUUUAUAAUCUUUUCAAUCUACCUUAGCGUCGUACAACUACUUCAGUACUACUACCAAAUUGGAGCCCUCUACAGACUGAGAGCCCUAGGAGAACGCAGAAACAUGGAUAUAACAGUUGAAGGUUUUCAAUCAUGGAUGUGGAAGGGGAUAUCCUUUAUAUUUCCAUUCCUUCUCAUUGGAUAUGCUUUCCAGUUUUAC